CAGGUUAUGUGCAACGAUUUGAAAUAAAGCAGAGAGGAAAAAUGUCUAAUCGUUGCACAUAACUUGUAACGGAGGUAGUACUUACAUAUGUUAACACGUGCCAAUUGUCAAAGUAACUUGUUAUUACAGGUUGAGAAUAGAUUGAACUUGUUAAAAUAAAGCUCAUCCCAAAUUAGGAUUGUUGUAGAAUAAAUAGAAAGUUGAUAAUUUUAAAAAAAAAAAAAAAAAAAAUCAAGUUGGGGUUACCAUAGUACUGUACUAAUUUAAAAAAUUUAAAAAAUAACCUUUCAAAUUUGGUAUGCGCCUUAUCGGCUUAUCCCCUCAAACAAAUACUGUUACCAUUUCCCUUCACUAAAACCCUAAAUUCCCCUAACCCCUUCAGAGUUCAAAUUACAAAUUACAAAUUUUAGGUUGUAGUAAUCGUCUUCAUAAUUCAGAUGAUGCCGAUCCAGAAGAAGACGAAACCAUCGUUCCGUCAAAAUAGAAGAAAAAUAAGACGAAAUUACCAUAAUUGAAAGAAGACCUCGACAACAUCAACAAUGGCGAUCUUGAGGAAGAAGAAGAUAGAAUAAGCUAUCUCCCAGAUAAUCUCCUUGUCACCAUUGUUGAUCACAUUUUGUCUCAGCUCGAUUCCCCCGUCAUUCACUCCUUUGUACUAAAGACUAACGUUUACUCCAAUGUUGAUCCGCAUCCCUCUUUUAUGCUUCAAUGGAUUACUCACAUCUGUCUUCGAAAUCCGGAGGUAAUCGUGGUUAGCUUCUACUUUGGUUUAUUUGAAUUGCCCGUUUGUCUUUUCACAACUCAAUCACUUUCUGUACUUCGACUUUCAUUUAGAUGGAAGUUUCCCGAUGAUUAUAGAGAUGAUAUGUUGUGUAUUAAUCUUCCUAAUUUGAAGGAACUUGAAUUGUGUCUUCGUGAUUCAAAUCAUACUUUGAUACGUACUCUUUUUAAAUCUUGCCCCUUUUUGGAACGAUUAUCUCUAACUGUUGUGUUAGAUAAAGAGGAUCACUUGGUUGAUAUUGUUGCCCCUAACCUCAAUAGUUUGGAAAUAUUUAUGGUAGCUAACACUAACUUAAGGAGCUACUGCAACUGGAUAUUUUCUAUUGAUGCUCCGUUGCCCUUUUAUAAGUUUGUGAAUAAACAAAAGGUGCUACAAGAAGCCAUUGUUACUAUACCUAAGUAUUAUAGCAAUGAACGAGAUGCUUAUCUUAGCCGGAUAGUACCACUUUUCCAAGGGAUAUCUUGUGCUAGAUACCUUACCUUCGAAGACACAUUUCCGGGUCUUUAUCUGAUGGAUGUUGCCCUGCCAAUCUUCCAUAAUCUCACCAAUUUAAUGAUAUCAUUUGGGAUUUUGGAAUCAGAUAGUCAAGUUCCAAGUUGUUUGCUAAUUAAUCUCAAGACACUAAAGAUAGAGGAUAUGAAGUUAAAUGACCAAGGGAUCAAGUUUCUGGAAGAUAUCCUAUGUAAUGCAACUGUUUUGGAGCAGCUUGAUAUUUGUUCGGAUAAUGAACUUUAUGAGGAUGAUGUUGAAUAUGGAGUUGUAUUGAUGGAAUACAAGUUUUGUAUGAAGCUUUUCAUGCUUCUAAGGAGAUCAUCAAACUGUUUAAUCAACUUCUCUGGUUCUAUAUUCACUACAUCAAGUAAUGCAAUUAGGAAUGGCAGGUUUGUUUGCGAUAUUACAAAUUGCAUGGAUGAAUGACAUUGCUAAAUGUCAGGAAAUGCAGGGACAAAGGGAGUAAUUGUAUCUCAGUGAACUUAUGCACUUUCUAAUUGUCAGUGGUUGUGGAAGGAGAUGCCUGAAGAUGCCUUAACCUUUGCUAACUGCCGUUUUAGUUUUUAAGCAAUACAAGUCUGUACACAGGGAGAAUGAGCUUUUGAAGUUGGAACUAUGAUUUUGGUGAUGCUGUAUAUAUCUAUGACCGUUAUCGGAGAACGAUUAGGUGUUAUAGUUACUGCAGUGCUUAAGUUUGUUCUAAUGUAAUCCGGCAUUUUGGUGUAUGCACUUUCUAAAUGUUGAUCUGUAUAUUUUUAGAUGAAUCUGUUUCUAAGCUUUACUUUGAA
Molecule: messenger RNA, 2061 nt
Organism: Chenopodium quinoa (quinoa)
Lineage: Eukaryota; Viridiplantae; Streptophyta; Magnoliopsida; Caryophyllales; Amaranthaceae
Exons: 2
Coding region: 701-1699 (332 amino acids)
Source: RefSeq, a predicted model, not a curated record